AUGCAUUACCUUAAAUCACUGAUACUCAGAUCGUCCAAGCGUCUUUUAUCUUCUUCAACUAGGAGAUUAGCCGAAGUUGAAGUCACAGUCGAUGGAAGAAAAGUCUCCAUUGAAGCUGGCUCUUCAAUCAUUCAAGCUGCAGAACUCGCAGGCGUCACUAUCCCACGUUACUGUUACCACGACAAAUUGGCCAUUGCCGGUAACUGUCGUAUGUGUUUGGUUGAUGUUGAGCGAAUGCCAAAAUUAAUCGCAUCGUGUGCUAUGCCUGUGCAAAACGGUAUGGUUGUUCACACUGACUCUGAAAGAAUUAAAAAGGCAAGAGAGGGUGUUACCGAGAUGUUGUUGGAAAACCACCCAUUGGAUUGUCCUGUUUGUGAUCAAGGUGGUGAAUGUGACUUGCAAGAACAAUCCCAACGUUAUGGUUCAGACCGUGGUAGAUUCAAGGAACUUGUUGGUAAGAGAGCAGUUGAAAACAAAGCCAUUGGCCCAUUGGUCAAGACCUCAAUGAAUAGAUGUAUCCACUGUACCAGAUGUGUUCGUUUCAUGAAUGACGUUGCUGGUGCGCCCGAAUUUGGUACUGCUGGAAGAGGUAAUGAUAUGCAAAUUGGUACUUACAUUGAAAGAAACAUCAAUUCCGAAAUGUCGGGUAACAUCAUUGACUUGUGUCCUGUUGGUGCAUUGACUUCAAAGCCAUACGCAUUUAGAGCUAGACCUUGGGAGUUGAAGAGAACUGAAACUAUUGAUGUCAUGGAUGCAGUUGGUUCAAACGUUAGAGUUGAUUGCAGAGGUAUUGAAGUUAUGAGAGUGUUGCCAAGAUUAAACGAUGAAGUUAACGAAGAAUGGAUUUCAGACAAGUCAAGAUUUGCAUGCGAUGGUUUAAAGACCCAACGUUUAACCGCGCCAUUGAUUAGAAAUGGCGAUAGAUUCGAGACUGCUACUUGGGACGAAGCUUUGUCAACCAUUGCUGCUGCUUAUGCCAAGGUUAAACCACAAGAGGGCGAAUUGAAGGCAGUUGCUGGUGCAUUAGCCGAUGCUGAAUCUAUGGUUGCUUUGAAGGACCUUGUUAACAAGUUGGGUUCAGAAAACGUUACAACCGAUGUUGCUCAAGGUGUCGAUGCCCACGGUUUGGAUGUUAGAUCCAACUAUAUCUUCAACUCUACAAUUGACGGUAUCGAAGAUGCUGACGAAAUCCUUUUGGUUGGUACAAACCCAAGAUUCGAGGCAGCAACUUUGAACACCAGAAUCAGAAAGAUCUGGUUGAGAUCCAACUUGGAAAUCACCUCUGUUGGUCAAGAAUUUGACUCCACAUUCGAUGUUGCCAAGAUUGGUGACAAUGCUAAUGACUUGGAGAAGGCACUCAAUGGCGACUUGGGUAAGAAAUUGGCUGCUGCAAAGAAGCCAUUGAUUAUUGUUGGUUCCGGUGUUGCUGACUCGAAGGACUCUGAAGCAAUUUACAAAUCGAUUGGUGAAUUCGCAUCCAAAAACUCCAACUUUAAUACACAAGAUGGCUGGAACGGUGUCAACUUGUUGCACCGUGAGGCAUCAAGAGUCGCUGCAUUAGAUAUUGGCUUCCAAUCAUUAUCCCCAGAAAUAGCCUCCACAAAGCCAAAAUUCAUUUACUUGCUUGGAGCAGAUGAAAUUACAAACAAGGACAUUCCAAAGGAUGCCUUUGUUGUUUACCAAGGUCACCACGGUGAUAUUGGUGCAUCAUUUGCCGACGUUAUUUUGCCAGGUUCGGCAUACACAGAGAAAUCUGGUACAUAUGUCAACACCGAAGGAAGAACACAAGUGACCAGAGCAGCUACAAACCCACCAGGAGUAGCGCGCGAAGAUUGGAAGAUUAUCAGAGCAUUAUCCGAGUACUUGAAUGCCAAAUUACCAUACGACGAUAUCGUUUCGCUCAGGAUAAGAUUGGGUGAAAUAGCACCACACUUGGUAAGGCACGACGUUAUUGAGCCUGUCUCUUCUGAAAUUGCACAAAUUGGUUUCCUUGAUUUGGUGAAUAAGAACAAAUCGGCAAAGGUAACCGGAGAACCAUUGAAGAACCCAAUUAGCAACUUCUAUAUGACAGAUGUGAUAUCAAGAUCAUCACCAACUAUGGCCAAGUGUGUGGCUGCAUUUGGUGCAAAGAUUGACAAAACAAAGGAUGAAAAACCAGAUAUAAACUUUUAG
Lodderomyces elongisporus is the source of this 2172-nucleotide messenger RNA. RefSeq lists its product as uncharacterized. Gene Ontology annotation, molecular function: iron-sulfur cluster binding; NADH dehydrogenase (ubiquinone) activity. NCBI's taxonomy places the organism in Eukaryota, Fungi, Ascomycota, Pichiomycetes, Serinales, Debaryomycetaceae. The transcript has a single exon. Bases 1 to 2172 code for a protein of 723 amino acids. The record is from RefSeq and is a predicted model, not a curated record. Gene Ontology annotation, biological process: cellular respiration; ATP synthesis coupled electron transport. Gene Ontology annotation, cellular component: membrane.